CUUUCCUUAAAUAGAAAUAUAAAUAGUUUCUUGUUGUCGCUCUUCGUUUUCUUGGGAGAGCAAUGCUGUAAUAAUGUAAAAACAAACUUAUUCAAAUGCAGAGAGAGGGAAAAUCCAGUGUUUUUUGUGAAUAAAUCUUUAGUUUCUUAAUAACAAUACAGCGUUGCUUCGACCCAAUCGAUCGUUUCGAUUCGAUUACAGAAUCGAAUCCAAAGUGAACCCAAACCCAUAUGAUUUGUUGCGAUUAACCCUUUCUCUCCCACCUUUUUCUUUUUCUCUCUUUUGAUUAUUCACUCAAAAGUUUUCCCAUUUUUCCCCUAUCAAAAACGGACCCUCAAAUUUUGGAUUAGGGUUCGAAUUCUUUGACCUUCAAAUUCAUUCCGAACGAAGAAUAAGUAAUGGAUCGCACAUGUUGUCAUGUUUCUCUCGCUUUCAUCCUCAAAUGCUUCAAUUUUCUUCAAGCUUUUGUUGGGGUUUCGAUUAUAGUCUAUUCUGCAUGGAUGCUUGAUCGCUGGAACCACCAUGUUCCUGUUUCUCCGCCUCCUCCUGUACCGGCUUUGGCUCCUUCUCCGGCGGCUAGUUCGGUUUCGUUUUAUUUAAAUUCUGAAUCAGUCACCGUUGCCGAUCGCAUCACAGCUAUGGAUAUAGCUGCCGAUUUCAUUCCUGAGUUCAAUAUGGAAGAAUUAAAGCUUGAACUGAACGCCUUUAAGCUUCCAGCCCCUUGGUUCAUCUACUCAUUCAUGGGAUUUGGCGUCUUGUUGUGUUGUAUUACUUUAGUUGGCUGUAUUGCAGCUGAAGCAAUAAGUGGCUGCUGCCUCUGUUUCUAUAACAUGCUUAUAAUGCUAUUUAUUAUCGUUGAAGUGGCUCUGGUGGCAUUUAUUGCAAUUGAUCGCCGGUGGGAGAAGGAUCUUCCGUUGGACCCAACUGGUGAACUAGACGAACUUAGGCAAUUCAUUGAAGACAACAUUGAUCUAUCCAAGUGGAUUGGUAUCGUUGUGAUUUCAACCCAGGCAUUGUCUUUGCUGCUAGCAAUUAUUCUGAGAUCCAUGGUUUCAACCCGUAAAACUGAGUAUGACACAGAGGAGGAGGUUGGUGUUCGAGAUAGAACACGGGAGCCAUUGCUUAAUCCACCAGCAAAUCAAGCUGCUGGUGCUCAUUUUGACCUUUGGGGCGCCCGCAUGAGAGAAAAGUAUGGAUUUAACAACAGUGACAGAUACAAUUCAUCAAACCAAAGUACGUAAAUCAGGCAGGUGAAACAGAAAGCCUUCCUUGCGCAGAUCAGAGGAACCACGACUUUACUACCAGAUUCUCUCUUUGCUACAUUGUUAUUUAACCUUGGACUUCAAUCGAAAGUCUCAAGGAGAACUGGUCAUUGGUGUCUGUAAGUUACUGUUCCACUAUGUCGUGUGCUUUGAUUUUUGGUUGGUCAGAUAGGAUAGAUUUCAAUCAGCUUUGUGAAAGAAUGGGAGGUUGUGGUGUGUAUGAUGAGGUGUGAAUAUCAUCGAAGUUGAGGAAUUUGAUUGAGUUCUAUUUUUCCA
Cucumis melo (muskmelon) is the source of this 1538-nucleotide messenger RNA. RefSeq names its product tetraspanin-18. Gene Ontology annotation, cellular component: membrane. Lineage: Eukaryota; Viridiplantae; Streptophyta; Magnoliopsida; Cucurbitales; Cucurbitaceae. The coding region runs from base 399 to 1241 and encodes 280 amino acids. The transcript has 6 exons. The record is from RefSeq and is a predicted model, not a curated record.